AUGGCACGAUUAAACUACACUGCAAGAAAAAUCAGCGGUGUCAAGGCUGGUCUAGCUGUGAAGAAGGAUUUAGCCAAACGCAUUCCCACAACGCCAACCUUCAAAGUCCGGGAACCUGUCCUCGAAAUCGACAUCUCAGGCAAAGAAUUGACAGACGAUGGCUUCAACGAAUUCAUACUCGAUCUUCGUGUUGCCUUGCAAUCCGCAAGCCCCGAAUAUCCCCAAGGCGUCAACAAAUUACAAGAACUACACCUAAAAGGAAAUCGACUGACCAUCAACGCCCUCGUGGAGCUCGCUAAAAUUAUCAAUCUCAGCUCACGGGACCUCAAAGAGCUCGAUAUCUCGAACAAUGAGAUCAGCAUCGUUACUGUGUCUGACGCGCAGAAAUGGAAGUAUUUCUUGCAGUCUUUUGGGCAGUGCUGUGUGAUGAAGAAGAUUGAUUUCAGUGGAAAUGCUUUGGGAACGCGAGGUAUUGAGAUUUUGGCGCGGGCAUAUAUUCGUAGCGAGCUCGACUUUGUGGAGGUUGUUGAAUUGGAGGAGGAGGAGGAGGAGGAGGAUGGGGAUGUUCCUGAGGAUUUGAUGCGGGAGCACUCCUCGAGACGUGAUCAUGAGACUGCUGUUACUGAUCAGGGAACGAAGACAGCUUCUCGACGAGGCUUACCCCAGGCAUCUGCAACCAAGCACCAUAUUCUUACUGACGCGGAACUUCGACGCUACGCCUGCACCCGCGGCCUACGCUCAGUUCCAUAUCUCAUCCUCCAAGAUGUCGGCAUGACUAACGGAGCGAUCGUCCAUCUUGCCGAAAUGCUUAGACUCCAUCGCGCCCCAGAAAAUCUUUUGUCAUUUCUUCCUGGAGGUAAACCACCUGUUCUUCCGCCGACCGAGCGGGGCCCCUGUGGUAUUUAUUGGUUGCCAAACAGUGGUCUCAGCAUCUUAUCGCUUCGACUCAUGCAGCUCACGGAAGAGAUAAAGGAGUCCGCGGCUGAGGCUGAUUCCGAGGACGAGCUGAUAGAGGAUUUUGAUGGCCUGGACAUAGAUUUAGAUUACGAAGAAAUUGAGCGUGCUCACGAAGAACAAGAGCGUCGUCGCCGCCACCGCCAGAAAUUGACUGUCAAUCUUGGCCGCACUAUCAGUCAGCAGCGGAUCCAUGUAUUAGCUACUGAGGGACUCCUACAGUCAGUUCUGUGGCAUUGUGCUCUGCGCAUGUUGGCGGUUGCCCGUACUAUUUUGCUGGACUACUUGAAUCGUCCACGCCCGGUCGAGGAUGAAUUGAUCGCGGCCAGGAAGGCACGACAAGCCGCAAUGCCUACAACCCUAGUCGCUCGAGCACGAUCACCAUUUGGCCGACCAUAUCAUACAGGAGCAAUCCUAGGAGCUCAGACCGAAUAUCAAAUGCUGAAACCUCGAGAGCGUGUUGGAUCACCGCCUCGGCGAACUUUUGAUCCAGUAGAAUCGGGUUUAAGUGUACCAACGUCAGUUCCGCCGAUUGUGAUGCCAGAAUCAUUGGCACAUCGACAACAUCGUAAUCCUACUCCACGUGGGGCACUGAUCUCUUCAUUCCGGUUUAAUCCUCAAUCCUCAACUUUUGAUGUAAUGUUUCCAGCGAUGCAUCAUCCGUCCGAGAAUACAUUGAUGCAGACCAAUCCUCCACCGGUCGCCUCAGCAAUGCCAAAUUACCCGCGUGGUGUUCAAAAAGACUUGGAUUUUGAGCAUAUCUCCAAAAACGGCGCUAAAUCUGUCGGCAACGGCAACAACCAUCCAGCUUCGACCUCUCCACCCGGUCGCAACGGCAAGAAACCAGCGGCAGCGGAAGCGACGACCGACAACUAUCGCUCCAAAUACCAAUUCGGUCUCCCAUUACAUCUCUGGCAACGCAUCAUCACCGAGUCGAUGGGCGUUUACAAUAUCUUGCAUCUCGACCAGCGGACCAAAAUCAUAAACUAUGCCGCUAGCUGGAGCGCACUCGAGGCAGAGAUGUCCAUCAAUGGCGCGGCGGAGCAUCAGCAAAUCUGGAAAAUUCUUGAUUGCAUCGAUUGCUUCACAUAUAAGCCUUUGUCUUGA
This is a messenger RNA of Talaromyces marneffei, 2061 nucleotides long. RefSeq lists its product as uncharacterized. Bases 1 to 2061 code for a protein of 686 amino acids. Gene Ontology annotation, molecular function: GTPase activator activity; small GTPase binding. NCBI's taxonomy places the organism in Eukaryota, Fungi, Ascomycota, Eurotiomycetes, Eurotiales, Trichocomaceae. Gene Ontology annotation, biological process: nucleocytoplasmic transport; activation of GTPase activity. Gene Ontology annotation, cellular component: perinuclear region of cytoplasm; nucleus; cytosol. The record is from RefSeq and is a predicted model, not a curated record. The transcript is spliced from 4 exons.